Molecule: messenger RNA, 1305 nt
Organism: Trichophyton rubrum CBS 118892
Lineage: Eukaryota; Fungi; Ascomycota; Eurotiomycetes; Onygenales; Arthrodermataceae
Exons: 1
Coding region: 102-494 (130 amino acids)
Source: RefSeq, a predicted model, not a curated record
GAAAGAAAGGAGCCAGCGAUGGGAGAGCCGGACGCCGCUUGCGUCCUCCGCUGUGACGUCGCCCGUCUUUGCUUUACGGCUGCUGUUAUUGUUGACUUGCGAUGAAUUUUACAGGUUUUUCCAGCCACAAGUCAAUGACGUUGUUUUUUUUUUCUUUUGGGUUUACGUUCUCUGUGGAUGAGUCACGUGGAGCUGUAUUAGACGAUACGGUAAAAUACAAACGCGUUUCCACGGUUCCAGUUGCAAAAGGACCUCCUGCAGAGAGGAAUGGACAGAGUGAGAGAAAAGAGAGAGAGAAGAACGACGACGAAAAAGAAACGAGCCAGCGGGAAAAAAAGCAAAGAAGAGAUGAUUUGAGAGUGUUGACGAGACAAGAGAGGAGAGAGAGCGAGACCCUGUGUAUGUAUACAUGUUCGCUGCGGGGCGGGCGCAUGCAUGCAUGGAAACUCUGGCCUCUCUCUUCUGUGCGCCCCCCAAGGCAGCCUGGCCAAUAAUGGCAGCGAGAUGACGAUUCCGAAGGGCGGUCGAGACGAGAAAAAGGCGACGAGCACAUCACACGGUCGGGUCAGCCAUGAUAGCGAGAGAGCAGAACCGUUGGACGGCAGUCGAGCGAGGAGAUACUUGUAGCCUGACGAUCGAUGGAUGACGAGAUGACAAUUAUUAUCAGAGUCAAUUGACAGGCAAGGGCGAACAAGAGAUGGGAGAUGAAGUCCCUCUGCUCCUCUUUUUUUUUCCCCGUUGGGCAGCAGUUAGGUCUCGAUGGAUUCUCUCUAUCCGCGACAUCCCUUCCAUCUUUCCUUACCCACACAGCAGCCAGGGAGAAAGGAUGAGGGCCAGCGAAAAAGAGGAGAAAAAGGGGGCCAAGCAGGGAGAGAAACCGACUAACUCACUAAACUGCCGAUGGGUUGAGAUGUAUCCCCCAUCAUAUCUGACUCUAACUCCAUAGAGUUAUAUUUACUCCUAGUGACGAAGGUCUGACCGAUAAGGGCAAAAGUUAAUUCGCUUAUCAAGUCAUUCUCCACUGGCUUGUGACUGACAUGGGGUCGGAAGGAUGGGGGAGAGGAGAGGGAGAAGAGAAGGAAGAUGGCCGAUCCCCAUUCAUACAGUGCUUGAUUCCUGUUGGGUUGAUCUCCCUCAAGUCCAAUUGACCUUCUACGGGUACAUUGGCCAGAUAUGGCUGCCUGAAAUCGAUUGCGACGAAACAAACGAAGAAGAGGCGAAUGGCCUGUGAUCGAUGAUAAGCCCACGGCCAGGCUGCUGGAUAACCACAACAACAACAACAACCCCCGUCAGCCGCAUUCCCAG